Arachis stenosperma is the source of this 2419-nucleotide messenger RNA. RefSeq names its product APETALA2-like protein 3. Gene Ontology annotation, molecular function: DNA binding; DNA-binding transcription factor activity. Lineage: Eukaryota; Viridiplantae; Streptophyta; Magnoliopsida; Fabales; Fabaceae. The coding region runs from base 486 to 1991 and encodes 501 amino acids. The record is from RefSeq and is a predicted model, not a curated record. The transcript is spliced from 9 exons. Gene Ontology annotation, biological process: regulation of DNA-templated transcription.
UUUCUUCCCUUUGUUAGGGUUCUCAUGCUUUAUUUAUUUCAUUUUGCAUUUGCUUCAUCUCCAUUCACCAAUCACCAGUUCACCACUAUCACACUCCCUAAACACACUAAAAGCCAAACCAACCAAAAUAUAAUAUAAAUAAAAAUAAAAUAAACAAAUAAAACCUACGGUCUCUCCUUUUUCACAUUUCACUGAUCACUCACUCACUCACUCAGUAGUAGCUGCUAGCUGCAUGAAAACUCCUUCCUCAAACUUUCUCUCUCUAUAUAUUUGUUCAGUCAUGGCUGUACGCAUUCCUUCUUCAUCCAUAUGCAUGAUGUGAUUCUAAUGCUUCUUUUUCUUUCUCUCUUUCUUCUUCCAGUUCAACGCGAUCUAUCUUCCGUGGAUCCCUUAGCUUCCAUUUUAAUAAGUAAUAACUAACUAAUUAAUUAACCUUUUUCUCUUUUUGCUCUUGACGUCGAUAAUUCAAUCAUUUCACCGAAACCAUGUUGGAUCUUAAUCUCAACGCCGAUUCCGCCUCCGGCAUCCAAAUGGAAAGUUCUGGAAGCUUCAAUUCCUCCCUCGCCAAUGCCGACACCGAGGACUCAUGCUCCUACGGCGGGGCUGACGCCGUAGCAUACAACUUCGCCAUACUCAAGAACGCCGUCGGCGGGGACGGAGACGCUGGAGCUGCCGGAGACGAUGGAUGUGUACGGACAAUCCAGCUUUUUCCGAUGGUCGGAGCCGGCGAUGGUGUUGCAGCUGAGCAGUUACGUGGCUCGUCAUCAGUGUUGGAAUUUGAGACGAAGGAGGAUCGCGGCGGUGGUAGUGCGACGGCGAUGGAGCAGAGAAUGGUUCCUCAGAGGGCGCAGCAAGUGAAGAAGAGUCGGCGUGGACCGAGGUCGCGAAGCUCGCAGUAUCGCGGCGUCACAUUUUAUCGAAGGACCGGACGAUGGGAAUCGCAUAUUUGGGACUGUGGGAAACAAGUGUACUUGGGUGGAUUUGACACAGCACAUGCUGCAGCUAGGGCAUACGAUCGAGCUGCGAUCAAGUUCCGUGGCGUUGAUGCAGAUAUCAAUUUCAAUGUCAGCGAUUAUGAUGAAGAUAUAAAGCAGAUGAGUAACUUUACAAAGGAAGAGUUUGUGCAUAUUCUGCGUAGGCAGAGCACUGGUUUUUCGAGGGGUAGCUCCAAAUACAGGGGAGUUACCCUGCACAAAUGUGGUAGAUGGGAAGCACGCAUGGGGCAGUUUCUCGGAAAAAAAUAUAUCUAUCUUGGCCUAUUCGAUAGCGAACUAGAGGCUGCAAGGUUUUACCAAUCGUAUAUCGAAAUUCCUUACACUAAUUGCCUUAAAAAAAUUUGGAUUCCUUCUGUCUUAGUAUAUUUGUUUGAUACUGUGUUUGAUGAAUCCAGGGCAUAUGAUAGGGCUGCUAUAAAGUGCAAUGGAAGGGAAGCAGUUACUAACUUUGAGCCCAGCUCAUAUGAAGGAAAGGUAAAUUCUCAUGAUGAGAAUGAAGAUAACAGGCAAAGUCUUGAUCUUAAUUUGGGCAUAGCUCCCCCUUCUUUCUCUGAAGAACAAGUCAAUAACAUUCACAACAAUGGGAUUGGUUUCCAAUAUCAGCCUAGCUGGGAUGACAUCCCUAUUGAUAGGAGAUUUAUGUUUGAGCACUCUGCAUCAAGAUCACUGAAUACUCAGCCACCUCAUGGAUUCUCCAUAGCAUCUCAGCAUCCUUCUGCUUGGGGCGGUACUGAUUUCUUUCCCAUCUACAAGGAAAGAGCAAUAGAGAAUAUGAUGGAAGCCAACCCCUUGCAAAAUUGGGCAUGGCAAGUCCAAGGUCAUUGUGGCGGGGCAACUCCAAUUCCACCUGUCUCUGCUGCAGCAUCAUCAGGAUUCCCUUCAACAUUAAUGCCAUCAGCUGCGGAUAAUCAAAUUCAUUUUCCAAACAAGACAUUCCUCUACCCUAACUUCCCUCCAUCGAUCGCCAAUUCCGGCACCAUAUCGCCCUUCUACUAAAGAAGCUGAAACCUCAACCCAGGUAGAGCAAUGCAACAUUUCCAAAUCCUUUUUUCUUGUCUUGGAUAGUUGAUAAAGUAGUAUGUUACUAAGAUGUAACAAUUGAUUCAAGACCUUUCACCGAUUGUCCUUUCAAGCUAAUUUUCUUAACUGUAAUUGCUAUAUGGCUACAAGGCAUGGUAGGUUUAACUGAAUCACCAUUGUAACUGCCAUCUUCUUUGAUCUGGUUGACCACUAUUGCAAUGGGCAAGCAUUUUCUUUGAUAUGCAGUGCAGCAUUCACUUCCUAUGAAAUUCCAAACGAUGAUGUGGGCCAUUUGCUCGUAUGCUUUUAGAAAUUUAAGAUUUUUACGAAAACUAAUAAUUCUUGUUUGAUGCAUCAUCUGUUGCAUGUUUUUGCCGACAUAGUACUAUUCUUAAUUUAUUGCC